GGUACCUGCGGGUUCCGUGGCGUGGUACUCGUGAGCGAGUCGCAAUCGUGCAGCGGACCCGGGACAAGUAAUGCUGUGCCAGGUCUACCAAAUCCAUCCGGUGAACAGCCCCUUGUUGGCAUAACAUGUUAAAUACUCGUGCUAUCCCGCGGCUGACCGCGCUGACCGUUCUGUCCUACUCUAGGUGAGGUUGCAUACCGUGCCCGUAGCACCGCGACAUCGGGUACGUAGCGACAGAGUACUGUCUCCCGGUUCAACACUUCGGAAGCAAAUGACGACUCAAGUAAUUCGUGCGGUAUAUGACUAUGUACUCGCGACUCGAUACCUAUCAGGUGCCGCCAUCACUUGCUCCUUAUAUGAUCACGCGCUAUGCAUUGGAGCGGAAAUCAGAGUAUUUUGGCAGCAAAAACGGUCCUUCCUUCCGAUACUCGUCGUCCUGAGCACAUAUCUCAUGGAGGCAUCCACAAUAGUCAUUGCAUAUACUACCGUCGGUGCGCCUCAAUUUCUGGUUUCUCCGCAGCUUUUGGCGAUCUACGGCCGCCUCUUGGAACCAAGUCGUGAGCUCAAGUCGUCCGAGAAGUCGCCCUGUCGUCUGGCGAUGCUGAACGGCGCUGACAAUCCUAGGUGUGAAGCGCUCAUUAUCGUCAUAGGGGUUUCCACAACUAUGGUCGCCGGCUGUCAGGAACUCGUACUUUUCUUGCGCGUACAUACAAUCUGGGACAACCGCAAGGAAGUAAAAUAUGCCUUGCUCUUCGGCUUCGUGGUGUGCUAUGGGGUCUCCAUCGCAUUUGCUCUUGUCACCAUGCUUGACCUGGCAGGCAAAUUGCAGUACAAUGGACAGCUCAAGUCUUGUACACUCCCCGAAAAACCGAAGUACAUGCCAGGAGUCUGGGGGGCAAUGAUAGCAUACGACAUAUAUGUGUUCGCCCUGAUAGUGUUGAAUGCGCUAAACCAGCCGCGCAAGCGAAAUAUCGAGAUUUUAGACAAUCUCCGGCGUGACGGUCUGAUGGUGCUUACGGCAAUCUUCUUCCUGCGCAUUAGUAAACUAUCUGUGAGCAUUGUCGGUAAUGCUUCAGAAACGUUUCUCCUGCCUGUAAUUAGCUGGGCCUUCGAGACGAGGAUGAUGUAUAGGCUCUUUCUCAAGGUCAGGGAAGCUGAGCUGAGCCUACCCCAUGGAUGGAAACCGGUGAUGAACCACCGGUCGGUCUUUGUUUCGGAAGAAGUAGAGAUGAUUUACAUAUGACACUGCCUUGAGGCUCGCACUAGCGUCAAUUAUGAAUAUCUAACAUAUGGUCCUUGGACCAAGGUUCUUGAUAUAUAUGAAGGAACGAUCAGACCCACUUUACCUUGACUCACAACAUCGACAUACCGGCAACGAACUCGUAGGCAGACUCCAAAAGCGACUUUCUUGAGUGCGGGAGGGCUCAGUCCAAGACCGUCCACGCAACAUUGAACCGUACAAGCGUAUUGCUUUCCGUGUCGUACACAGGGCUUUGCGUAGUACUGUCGCCGUGAAACUGGCAGGGGAGCAACCCAUCACCAUCAUCAGAGUUACUAUCCUGAGAUACUUGCAAGCAUUAAUCGAUGACUUCUGAGUAUACGCUGUUUUGUGUGGUGUAUAGG
Messenger RNA from Fomitopsis serialis, 1623 nucleotides. RefSeq lists its product as uncharacterized. Lineage: Eukaryota; Fungi; Basidiomycota; Agaricomycetes; Polyporales; Fomitopsidaceae. The record is from RefSeq and is a predicted model, not a curated record. The transcript has 12 exons. Bases 272 to 1243 code for a protein of 323 amino acids.